Dissoconium aciculare CBS 342.82 is the source of this 1605-nucleotide messenger RNA. RefSeq lists its product as uncharacterized. Gene Ontology annotation, biological process: autophagy; COPII vesicle coat assembly; Golgi organization. Gene Ontology annotation, cellular component: ER to Golgi transport vesicle membrane; endoplasmic reticulum exit site. The transcript has a single exon. The annotation marks the transcript as partial. The record is from RefSeq and is a predicted model, not a curated record. NCBI's taxonomy places the organism in Eukaryota, Fungi, Ascomycota, Dothideomycetes, Mycosphaerellales, Dissoconiaceae.
CUGACAUUUGUCCCGCCGAACGAUGAUCGCAUUCGAGAUCCUCUGGAGAGGUGGAAAGGUCACCCGAUAUUCAAGUGGUCUGCCUCGGGAACCAUGAUAAGCAGCUUUCCCGUACAGACUCCCUUCUACUCGGCUGGCCAGGGCGCACCCAGCAUCAAAUGUACACCUGGCGCUAUCACACUGCAGAGCGCCAAUUCCCUGAUCGUCCUGGAUGAACGCCACAGCAAGUAUCCUGGACCGCUCCCUGCCCGUGCAAAGGGCAAGAAGAAGGAGGUUCUGCUUUGGAUGACAGGCAAAAUUGAAGAUCUUACGCGGGCGGCCGAGAGCGCAAAGUUGGACUUCCAGACUGAUAUUGACAUCAAGCAGCGGACCGAGGAAAAGCUUGUCUUGUGGAGAAUCAUGAGGGUUUUCGUGGAGCACGACGGCUCAUUGGAUAAUACCCCGAAAGUCGCUGAAGAAGUGCGGAACAUUCUUCUACCGAACAUUGCCGACAUCAAGCAAAGCCUUGAACUAUCGAGUCCUCAAGCAACCACCACUGCGUCAUUGACAAGCCCGUCCUCGGAGAGAGCGGCCAUCAUGGAGAUGCGACAGGCGCUCUUGGAAGGCCAAAGGGAACGUGCUGUGUGGCUGGCAGAGGAGAAGAAGCUUUGGGGUCAUGCAAUGCUUAUCGCCUCGACUAUGGGUCAAGAGACGUGGAAGCAGAUUGUUCAAUCCUUCGUGCGCUCGCAAGUCAAAUCUGUCGGUAGCGAUGCGCGCAGCCUGGCGGCCUUGUACCAGGUGUUUGCUGGUAAUGCGGAGGAAUGUGCUGACGAAUUGGUGCCUUCUUCCGCUCGAGCAGGGUUCCAGAUGAUCUCAAAGGUAGACGGGAGUGUGCAUGGCAAUCCACUCGAAGGCCUCGACCAAUGGCGCGAGACACUUGGCUUGGUUGCGGGAAAUCGCACUCCCAACGAUGGGCAAUCUCUGCUUGCCCUUGGCCGAUUGCUGGCGUCCUACAACCGUGCAGAGGCAGCUCAUACCUGCUAUCUCUUCGCUCGCAGCCUGGUCAAGCACAAUGGCGUCGACGACCCUGAAACCCAUUUCGUGCUGCUCGGUGCUAACCACACUGGGCCGGAGUCAGCUCUCCUUGGUAGUGACCUCGAUUCUAUCGUCCUGACAGAAAUCUACGAGUGGGCAUCGUCUUUGAGUGCGCCUGCCAACGCUGUGCACUAUGCUCCGCAUUUCCAGGCUUUCAAGCUCAUCUACGCCCAGGCACUUGCGUCGCAUGGACUGAAGAGCAAAGCUCAGUCAUAUUGCGAUGGAAUCGGUGCCGCAGUCAAAGCAUCAGCCCGUGGUUCGCCAUAUUAUCACCCUGUUCUCCUACAAUCGGUCGAUGAGUUCAGCGCAUUCCUGUCACAAACACCGCAGAGUGGUGGGCAAGGCUACUUGACCAAGACCGCCAUGAAUAAAUUCUCAUCUGGAGCUGCAAGCUGGAUCACCAAAUCUCUGUUGGGAGAUGACGAACGAGAAUCCGCUGCUGGCAGUGGUGGUCCUGGUGGAGAAGAUAUUAGCGGCCCAUUCGGAAAGGUCAAUGGUGAUUCACCUACAAUCAGCCGUACGGUAUCAAAC